AUGGCAAAGAUCAAAGAAUUAAGCGAGGAAAUUAAGAGUAUGUUACAGAAGCAAGAAGACUUUAGACGAGAAAAUCAAACGAAUAACUGCAAAAAAGAUAGAGAGGAAAUGGAAAAGCAAUUUGAAAAUGUUGCAAAGGGUGUAGAUUCAUUGGCGACACACUGUGAACUGAAGUCUACAAAACUAAAGGAAAUCAAAGAACUGCUAUUGACUUUAUCUGAAGAUGUGGAUAUCAUUACCGAAACAGUAGAACAUAUUAAAGAUAGCUUUAUUGCAAAUAAUAUUGCUAAAGGCACGAAAUCGGAUGAUGCAAAAGAUAGACUUGAAAAUGUUUCAGUUUCUUUAUCAUGUAGUGGUACCACAGAUUGUGUCGCAAUUGAUAAAUGCAUUUCAUCACCAGAAAUAGUAAAAUCCAGUUCUUCAAGUAAUGAAGAAAAAUACACACAAUUUGAAGCAAACACCACUGACGAAAGCAUUGCAUAUAUACGUCAUGUAGAUGGUGGUCAAUGUGAUAAUGAUAACUUAGACGUCGAUACUCCAUCUGAAAAGGACAACAUUCAAUAUAAAUCUGUAUCCAAUAAACCAGAUGCCAACUGUAAAAUUGAUCAACUUGAUUUGAAUGGUGGAAAGGUAGACGAAAAACGUGAGGAUGAACAUAUUCAAAUUUUGUCAAAAUCAAAUAGAAAAAUGUCUAGGAACGAUUUGGGUUUUAAAUGUUUGUCAACAGAAUGGCUCAAUGACAACCGUUUAAGUGUUCAUAGUAAAGGUUUUGUCGAUACAAAUUGUUCUUCAGUAUCUGAUGUCAAGAAAUCUGUAACAAAAAAGCCUAAUAUACAACAACAACAUUCAGAUUUCACAGAUGCAAGAUCACAAUUUCACUCACACAAAAGGACUGCUGACAAUAGACGACGGCGGAAUGUAGGAUUUUCUAAUGUUGAUACUGCCAAUCAUUCUACUAUGGGCAUAGAUACUACUGGUCAACCAAAGACCGUAAAUGAUUGGAUAAAACAUUAUCAUCAAGUUUGUGAUCAUGCUAGAUACAGACUUCGAUCCGGUACAGUUAGGCGUACUGGUGUGCGGUAUGUCACAUUGGUAUUAGACAUAUCAGAACGUCUGAGAGGCCGCAGGUUUAAAGUAAUGAAAGAAGCAGCAGUGGAGUAUGUAGAAGGUGUAAAACAAGUUUGGUUAGAAACUGGACUAGAAGAGAAUAUUGGGUUAGCAGUAUUUGGCGGAAAAAAUCUACUUAUUCAUGAGUGUACUUCUGAACAUGACCUUAUUUUGCGAUCUAUAGAUCAGCUUGAGCCAUGUGGUGAUGCACCUGCAAUUGGAGGCCUGUUCAUGGGAAUGGCUGGCGUUAUAACAGGUCCACGUGGAAGUAUCGGCGACUUUCCACUCCAGGGACAUAUGAUUAUAUUUACGGAUAGCCGAUCUGAUGAAAACACGUCGUAUUCUUCUUCUUCUUUUUCGUCUUCUCUAUCUCUCGCGAAAGGAGGAAUUGAUUUGAAAUCAAUGCUGGAAAAUGGCGGUAUUACAGUGACUCUUUCCAGUACAGGUAUUAAUGUGGGAUCUUCACUUGAAGACAUUGAUAUACAUAAACACGCAGGAGUAGAAUCACUUGUCCAUUCCGUUGUCGAUUUACAAACAAAAGUAUUUUAUGUUCAAAUUGGGAAAAAUCAACACAACGCUAUAGUGGAACGUGUAGUUAAGGAAACGAGCGGGAGAAUAGUUGAUACCAGAGAAAUGCAACGUUUAGUACUGAUGACUAAAAUCAUGAUUCUUGCAUCCAGAAUAGCUCCCAAAAUUAUGUAUUCAUCAGACCAGAGCAAAGAAUUAAUAAAACAACAAAUAAAAGAAGAGUCAGGUAGUGAUGAUCCGUAUAACGACUGCCUAGAUAUGGUACUUGAAUUUGCAAAUCCACUAAGCGUAGAAAAGAAACGGGGUAACUUCACUGAACUUACCAGUAGGUCUUUACAACUUGGUGAUAGAGUACGGCGUGGGCCUGACUGGCAUUACGGUAAUCAGGAUAAGCAAAUGGCUGGAACCGUCAUUGGACAACAAUCACAUGGUAUAGCAAGAGUGCACUGGGAUAAUGGUGAUACGAAUAUCUACAUGCAAUCUGACGAAACUAGUACAUACAAUCUAAGAAAGGUAGAUGAACCUAGAAUACUGGUGGAUGAGAUGAUAGCUGUUGGUUGUAGAGUAGUUAGAGGACAUGAUUGGAAGUUUGGUAAUAAAGAUGGUGGUUCUGGAGUUUUAGGGACUGUUUUAGAUGUGAGACCAGAAGGAAAGGUUGUGGUGAGAUGGGAUUCUAAAAGAACUGGACUAUAUAAAAUGGGACAUAAUGGACAGUUUGAAAUACAAGUACAUGGUGCACCUGUUAGGAGUAGGAGUAAAAGGAAUGAACACCGUUCUGGAUAUAAAAGUCCAAACACCUCGGACAGUGAAUCAGAAAAUGAAACAUCUCGACCAAGAUUCCGAACAACCGGAGACAAUGCCAUACAAGAACCAAAUGAUUACGUCAUUCCGAUAUAUUCUGAUGCAACAGUGAGUGCCAUUUGGGAAUACGAAGAGGGCUCGGAGUGGAAAAAGUAUCCAAAUGAUAUCAAUGUAAAGAUUGAAAAGGCUUAUCAAAGAAAGAAGACAGGAAAAACAAUCAUCGAAAUGGAUCGAACAACAUACCAAAUAUAUUUUCAAAGAAUGAUUCAAGAGAACCCAAGUAAUAAGACAGAAAAAUCCAUCCGCAGGAAAGGUGUGUAA
Messenger RNA from Mytilus trossulus (common blue mussel), 2757 nucleotides. RefSeq lists its product as uncharacterized. The coding region runs from base 1 to 2757 and encodes 918 amino acids. Gene Ontology annotation, cellular component: cytoplasm. NCBI's taxonomy places the organism in Eukaryota, Metazoa, Mollusca, Bivalvia, Mytilida, Mytilidae. Gene Ontology annotation, molecular function: ubiquitin-protein transferase activity; metal ion binding. Gene Ontology annotation, biological process: protein ubiquitination. The record is from RefSeq and is a predicted model, not a curated record. The transcript is spliced from 20 exons.